AUGCCUAAGCAAGCCUUCGCCAAGAAGCUUAAUAGUCGGGCCAUAGCAGGGACCCCAUGCGCGUUCUCGGAAGCGCAGAGGCCUACAGUGAAAAACGCUUUUCGCCUGGAGGCAUUAACCCCGAGUCCAAGGUUUUGUCUACCCGCGGCUGCCGCAGCGCCUGCCCCCGCCCCCUACAAGCCCCAGGCACUCGUAUGCGUAAUCAGAAGGCAUAGAGGACAGCAACAGGCGCUAAGUCGCCAUGUGGAGGCCUCCCACCCCGGGAGCCACGCAGGCACACUCCCUCUAGUCAGCCAUGCAGCAUCAGUCUCGCCCUCUGAGGCUUUGUUGGGGGCUUCUGUCGUGGAGGCAGAGCAAUGUGCAGCCCAGGCAGAAGCCAGUGCGACUGUAGUGCGGCGAGGGCCUGCCAUGCGCGUAUUCUCUUUCUGGCAGCUAGCAAGGAAUUCUUCAGAGCCUUUGCCGCGGAACGCGGGAGAGGCCGUCGGAUCUCCCGUGGUGUUGCAUCUCCCUGCCGUGAAUGGCGGUUGGAUGCAGCAGGGAGCCGAGGCUGCCGCAGGCAGAGCGGCCGUUGCUGGCGCUGCUGUGACAUGCGGGGAUAUGCUGGUGUUGCCACUGCCGCUCGAGGUGCUGGACUCCCCUGUGUCGCUGGCGCUGCAGCAGCAGCCCCUGCCCCUUCUACGCGCCGCGCUGCAGCUGCAGCUGCAGCUGCGCAUGCUGCAGCAGGCAGAGACAGAGGCGGCCCGUGCACCUACGGCGACUCUUGCGGCAGCAGCGAACACGACAAGGCCCAUAGUGCUGCUGCUCAGAGAUCCCGAGCUCUGCAGCUCAGAGACAGGGAGACAGUCUCAAGCCUCAGGGGAGGGCGACGGAACGGCUGCAGCAGCAGCAGAGGUCCUAAGACGCAACGCUGCCUACGCCGCUCUGCGCCUCUUGGAAGGCCAGUGGCAGGCUAUUGCGGGCGAGUCUGGGAUGGAGGUUUCCACGGGGCAGCAAGAGCAACAAACUCAGGCGAGCCUCCGGCUGCCCUCCCUGCGUGAGCUUUAUUCUGUGCAUGUUGUGUUCUGGCGUGGCCAUCCAGAGGCUCUCAAGGCUCACGCCUCUCACCAGGAGCAGCCUGACGGAGCAAGGCCCAUGACAGACUGUUCUUCUGCCGUACAAAAGUGCCUGGAGUCUCUGCUGGUGCAGCAUUGCGCGAGGGAGCAGGAGCUGCGAGCACCCGAGGCUGCCCUGUCGAAGCAUCGACAAACGCAGCAGCGAGAUCAGCCCCUUAGACUGGACUCUGCAGAGCAACACCAGCACCGCGCGACGAAGAAAGAAAGCCCCGCAGGAGGCGGCAACGUGCCCCCAGCAGAAGCUUCUGUCUUCAAUGCAGAGGCAUGCAGACGGCGUGCUCUCGCCAGAUUUAGAGCAGAGCUGGCUGAGACUCCAGGUCCAGCCGAAGGUUUUGUUUUGCUGCGGGGCCUCUUGCGUGAAUUCGAUGCGGAGUGCACCGCCAAUGCUGAAAGCUAUCUAAAAGGAACCGAGGCCUUAUCGAUUUUAGAGAUACGGCAAACCCUGCAGGACGAAGCCCUUACCGAGCUACGGACGCUAUACCACCUGCAGCUGGAGGCCCUGCGGUCUCUCGCUGUUCGACGUUUUGCGCUGCUUCUCCAACAGCUGCUGAGUGGCAAGAGGGAUCCAGAGAGGCCGAAAGGGUCGCCGCCGAUUCAGCGGCAUAACUUCUAUGAAUUAUCCAGACGGACUUCCGACUUGAUGCGGCGCACCGCCGAUAACUUCGAACAUUUCAUUCAAAGAUUUCUUCGCGCGAUGGAUUCGGAGGCCCUGCAGCAGUUGCUGGCCGCCUCGUGCGCCCAAUUGCGUGCAACCUCGGACAGAGCAGCAAUGCCCAUGGAGGUCUCUGCCGCUGUGGAGCGAGCCGCUGCCAGUGAACGCCUUCUGCUGCUGGGGACGCUUCGAGAGCUGUCCGCUACCGCGUUGCAGCAGCAGCAGCUGCUGUGGGUAGAGCAGCAGCAACAACAAGGCCUCAGCCUCCUUCAGCGCCUCCACCAAAACGCCAGCAGCAGACUAUUGGCUACUCCGCAAGGCGCUGCCAUUUUGAGGGGCUGGCAUGGCCUUGAAAAGACUGCACAGGCAGCUCGAACCUUCUUGGGCCAGCUUCCAGGAGUCAAGCAGGUCCUUCGGUCCCCACUAGCUGCGAUGUGGCGCAGAAGGAAACCCAUCAACGUAGCGCUGCACUAUUUGAGUCCCACAGCCUUUGGACUCUCACCCACCAAAUACAAUGUCACGCUAAAUCAGCCAUGGAAGGGAAAGCUCCACGUGCAAGAGCUCACCAGCCGAACAGAGGGCGACCUCCUACCUGAAGAGACCCUGUAA
Messenger RNA from Cyclospora cayetanensis, 2373 nucleotides. RefSeq lists its product as uncharacterized. The transcript has 8 exons. Bases 1 to 2373 code for a protein of 790 amino acids. NCBI's taxonomy places the organism in Eukaryota, Apicomplexa, Conoidasida, Eucoccidiorida, Eimeriidae. The record is from RefSeq and is a predicted model, not a curated record.